Molecule: messenger RNA, 5971 nt
Organism: Ostrinia furnacalis (Asian corn borer)
Lineage: Eukaryota; Metazoa; Arthropoda; Insecta; Lepidoptera; Crambidae
Gene: SMC2
Product: structural maintenance of chromosomes 2
Exons: 36
Coding region: 161-5641 (1826 amino acids)
Biological process (GO): chromosome organization
Cellular component (GO): chromosome
Molecular function (GO): ATP binding; ATP hydrolysis activity; protein binding
Source: RefSeq, a predicted model, not a curated record
GUCAGCGUAGAAGAAACAAAUUGUCAAAAGCAAAUCCGUUUUUCGUCAACGGUUCCCGCUUUUGUUGAUUUAUUUUUUGGUCAUUUCGUGUUUAAUGUUAUCACAAGUGUUUUUAGGCAUGUGUUUUCGGUAGCCAAAUUGUUCGUGAAAAGCUUCCAAGAUGCACAUAAAAUCUAUAGUGCUGGACGGUUUCAAAUCGUAUGGUAACCGAGUUGAAGUCACCGGUUUUGACCCAGAAUUCAACGCUAUCACGGGCUUGAAUGGCACUGGAAAGUCGAAUAUAUUGGAUUCGAUAUGUUUCGUGUUGGGAAUAACCAAUCUAUCGAACGUGCGUGCAGGCAGUCUGCAGGAGUUGAUAUACAAGCAUGGACAGGCUGGGAUCACCAAGGCGACGGUCAGCAUUACGUUCGACAACAGAGAUAAGAGGCAGUGUCCGAUUGGUUAUGAGAAUCAUGAUGAAAUCACUGUUACUAGACAGGUGGUAAUGGGAGGCAAGAACAAGUAUUUGAUCAAUGGUAUAAAUGUGCAGAAUAAGAGAGUCAGUGAUCUAUUCUGCUCAGUUCAACUCAAUGUGAACAACCCGCACUUCCUUAUAAUGCAGGGACGCAUCACCAAAGUGCUCAAUAUGAAGCCACCUGAGAUUUUGUCUAUGGUGGAAGAAGCAGCAGGCACCAGGAUGUAUGAAGCUAAGAAGCAAGCUGCUCAGAAGACCAUUGAGAAGAAGGAUGCUAAGCUGAGAGAGUUGAAUGAUAUAAUAAGGGAAGACAUAGCACCCAAACUGCAGAAGCUGCAAGAUGAGCGUUCUCAGUUCCAAGAGUACCAAAAGGUGGUGAGAGAGCUGGAGAACCUUACCAGGCUCUAUGUGGCUUGGAAAUAUGUGAGUGCCGAGAAAAGUGCCAAGGAAGCAGAAGCCAAAGUGACUGAGGUACAGGACGACAUCAAGAGCAAGAAGGAAAACAUUAAAAAUAAUGAAAAGGAGGCUAAAGACUUGGACAAACAAGUUGUAGAACUCAAUAAGAAGUUGGAUGAGGAAAGCGGCAGCGUCCUAAAGGAUCUAGAGACCGAGUUGCAAGUACACGAGAAAACCGAAGCGUCCGCGAGUGCCGGGUUUAAGGCCGCCAAGGACGCGCUCGCCUCGCACGAGAAGAAGGCGCGCCUGCUCAGCAGGGCCCUGGCCGACGACGAGGCAGCGCUGGCCGCUAAGAAGACAGUGCUGAGUGAGGUAUCGUCCACCUUCGAGAACCUUCGUGCGGCGAGUGAAGCCAGCGAGACGGCGUUGGCUGAAGCGCAGCAGAAGUUCUUGGCCGUCAGCACUGGCCUAGAGGGCGCUUCUGAGUCGCUGCAGGACCAACUCAUGGCGGCGAAAGCGGCAGCUUCGGAGGCGUCGACGCGCAUCACGCAAAGCACGAUGGAGCGCGAGCACGCGCAAAAGCGGCUGAAAGCGCUUGAACGCGAGUUCCAGACCAACAGCGCACAGUAUCAGCGCGACCAGGACGCCAUACGGAGUCACAGCGCGCAGGUGGAGAAGCUGCAGGGCGAGUUAUCCAAGAUGAACUUCAGCGAGGAGCGAAACACUCAGCUCAAGGAAUCCACCCGCUCGCUGCAAGGCCUCAUCCGCUCCAAGCGCGACGCGGUGGACAACCUCUCAGCAAGGCUGCAGCGCUGCGACUUCAAGUACUCGCCGCCGCAGCCCAACUUCGACAGCAGGCGGGUGUCUGGUACAAUCUGCCGGCUGAUCGAUGUGUGUGACCCGGUGUACUGCACAGCUUUAGAAACUGCAGCUGGUGGACGGCUAUACAACGUGGUGGUAGACACAGAGGUGACGAGUAAGCUGCUCCUGCAACGAGGCAACCUGCAGACCAGGACGACUAUCAUACCGCUCAACAAAAUCUCCGGGCACGUCAUAGACGCACAGACUGUCAGGCGCGCGCAGGAAAUUGAACCUACCCUGGAAAGCACUACAGGGUCGGCGAAGGCAGCGGCUUCAGAAGCGUCGACGCGCAUCACACAAAGCACGAUGGAGCGCGAGCAUGCACAGAAGCGGCUGAAAGCGCUUGAACGCGAGUUCCAGACCAACAGCGCACAGUACCAGCGCGACCAGGACGCCAUACGGAGUCACAGCGCGCAGGUGGAGAAGCUGCAGGGCGAGUUAUCCAAGAUGAACUUCAGCGAGGAGCGAAACACUCAGCUCAAGGAAUCCACCCGCUCGCUGCAAGGCCUCAUCCGAUCAAAAAGAGACGUGGUGGACAACCUGUCAGCGAGGCUGCAGCGCUGCGACUUCAAGUACUCGCCGCCGCAGCCCAACUUCGACAGCAGGCGGGUGUCUGGUACAAUCUGCCGGCUGAUCGAUGUGUGUGACCCGGUGUACUGCACAGCUUUAGAAACUGCAGCCGGUGGACGGCUAUACAACGUGGUGGUAGACACAGAGGUGACGAGUAAGCUGCUCCUGCAACGAGGCAACCUGCAGACCAGGACGACUAUCAUACCGCUCAACAAGAUCUCGGGCCACGUCAUAGACGCACAGACUGUCAGGCGCGCGCAGGAAAUCGGUGGCGGUCCAGAAAACGUCCAACUGGCCCUCGACCUGAUAAAGUUCGAGCCGCACCUCCGUCCGGCCAUGGCGUGGGUGUUCGGAGGCACGCUGGUGUGCCGCGACCUGGACACGGCCAAGCGCGUCACCUUCCACCGCGACGUGCGCCGCCGCUGCGUCACGCUAGACGGAGACGUCUUUGAUCCGUCUGGGACGCUGUCUGGUGGAGCGCGCGCUAAGGGCGGCUCAGUGCUGGUCCAGCUGCAGGAGCUGAAGGAAGCGGAAGCACAGCUGCAGCAAGCCGAGGCGCAGUACCAGCAGUGCAGCGCCGAGCUGGCCUCCACGCAGCACGCCGCCGAGAAGUAUGCGCACACGCAGCAAAGGUACGAGAUGAUGUCUCACGAAUUGGAAGUAAUAAAGGCGAGAUUAGCGACUACAUCACACGCGCAAACGCAUGCUGAGAUUGAAAGUUUGCGAGCACAAGUGGAAGAACUGUCAGCGGCAGUAGAAAGAGACAAAGUGACACAGAAAGAGACAGCGGCUAAAGCGAGGGAACUAGAAGCGAAAGUAAAGGACAUCAAAGGUCACAGAGAGAGAGAGUUCAAAAAAGCCGAAGCGGAAUUGAAAAAGGCGAAAAAAGAAGCGGAACAGCAUAGCAGUUCGUGGAAACAGAGAGAGCAGGAGUUUGAAACUCUGCGGUUGGAAGUGACGGAGCUGGAGCAAGCCGUUGCUACCAGUAAGCAGACGCUGCAGGAAACUGUGGAGGCAGCAGUAGGGUUGCAGGAGAGCUUGCAAGACGCGAAGGAGGAACACACUAAGGCUACAGAAGCAGUAAAGGAGAUUCAGUCUCGAAUAAAGAAGCAAAAGCUAGAGAUAGCAAGUCGCAGCAGCGACAUAUCGCGGCUGCAUCAAAAGAAGGAACAGCUGGGGAAAAGCAACGCUGAGCUGGAACUCAAGAUCAAGGAGCUCGACUAUAAGAUCAAGGAGUUGCAGGGCGAAGCGGCUGAGUGUGCUAAAAGGAUAAAGUCCCUCGAAGCCGAGCACACGUGGAUCCCGAGCGAGCGGGAAUACUUCGGCGCGGCGGGCGGCCUUUACGACUUCGCCGCGCGCCAGGCUAGCGUCGCGGGGCAGCGUCUACAGCAGUUGGCAGACAGGAGAGACAAGCUGGCUAGAGGACUCAAUGCGAGAGCUCAUACGCUGUUGGGGAAGGAGGAAGAACAGGGUGAGCGCGAGUAUUUCGGCGCGGCGGGCGGGCUGUACGACUUCGCGGCGCGCCAGGCCAGUGUCGCGGGGCAACGUCUCCAACAGAUGGCAGACAGGAGAGACAAGCUGGCUAGGGGACUCAAUGCGAGGGCUCAUACGCUGUUGGGGAAGGAGGAGGAACAGGCUAGCGUCGCGGGGCAGCGCUUGCAGCAGCUGGCUGACAGGAGAGACAAGCUGGCUAGGGGACUCAAUGCAAGAGCUCAUACUUUGCUGGGGAAGGAGGAGGAACAGUUAUUGUUCCUCCGCGACGUGCGCCGCCGCUGCGUCACGCUCGAUGGAGAUGUCUUUGAUCCGUCUGGGACAUUGUCUGGAGGCGCGCGGGCUAAGGGCGGCUCAGUGCUGGUCCAGCUGCAAGAAUUGAAGGAAGCAGAAGCACAGCUGCAGCAAGCCGAAGCGCAGUACCAGCAGUGCAGCGCCGAGCUGGCCUCCACGCAGCACGCCGCCGAGAAAUAUGCGCAGACGCAGCAGAGGUACGAAAUGAUGUCUCACGAAUUGGAAGUGAUAAAGGCGAGAUUAGCGACUACAUCACACGCGCAAACGCAUGCUGAAAUUGAGAGUUUGCGAGCUCAAGUGGAAGAACUGUCAGCGGCAGUAGAAAGAGACAAAGUGACACAGAAAGAGACAGCGGCUAAAGCGAGGGAACUAGAAGCGAAAGUAAAGGACAUCAAAGGUCACAGAGAGAGAGAGUUCAAAAAAGCCGAAGCGGAAUUGAAAAAGGCGAAAAAAGAAGCGGAACAGCAUAGCAGUUCGUGGAAACAGAGAGAGCAGGAGUUUGAAACUCUGCGGUUGGAAGUGACGGAGCUGGAGCAAGCCGUCGCCAGCAGUAAGCAGACGCUGCAGGAAACUGUGGAGGCAGCAGUAGGGUUGCAGGAGAGCUUGCAAGACGCGAAGGAGGAACACACUAAGGCUACAGAAGCAGUAAAAGAUAUCCAGUCUCGAAUAAAGAAGCAAAAGCUAGAGAUAGCAAGUCGCAGCAGCGACAUAUCCCGGCUGCAUCAGAAGAAGGAACAGCUGGGGAAAAGUAACGCUGAGCUGGAACUCAAGAUCAAGGAGCUCGACUAUAAGAUCAAGGAGUUGCAAGGCGAAGCGGCUGAGUGUGCUAAAAGGAUAAAGUCCCUCGAAGCCGAGCACACGUGGAUCCCGAGCGAGCGGGAAUACUUCGGCGCGGCGGGCGGCCUUUACGACUUCGCCGCGCGCCAGGCUAGCGUCGCGGGGCAACGUCUUCAGCAGUUGGCAGACAGGAGAGACAAGCUGGCUAGAGGACUCAAUGCGAGAGCUCAUACGCUGCUAGGGAAGGAAGAAGAGCAGUACCAAGACGUGAUGCGUAAGAAGAAGAUCGUGGAAGCGGACCGCGCGAAACUCGUACAAGUGAUGGCGGAACUAGAUGAGAAGAAGAAGAAGACGCUGGUGACGGCGUGCGAGCAGGUCAACAAGGACUUCGGCUCCAUCUUCAGCACAUUGCUGCCCGGCGCACAGGCGAGACUCAAGCCGCCUGAUGGCCUUACGGUGCUGGACGGGCUAGAGGUGAAGGUGGGCUUCAACAACACGUGGAAGGAGUCCCUGGGCGAGCUCAGUGGCGGCCAGCGCUCGCUGGUGGCGCUGUCGCUGGUACUGGCCAUGCUGCUGUUCAAGCCGGCCCCGCUGUACAUCCUGGACGAAGUGGAUGCUGCGUUGGACUUGUCGCACACGCAGAAUAUCGGCCAUAUGUUGAAGCAGCAUUUCACACACUCACAGUUCAUUAUAGUCUCGCUGAAGGAUGGAAUGUUCAACAACGCCAACGUGCUAUUCCGGACCAAAUUCGUGGAUGGCAUGUCCUCCGUCCAGCGCACCGUCAACUCCAGGAGAUGAUCCCGCCACGACUCGGCCGAAGACGCAAGUGAAAGCAGUGGUCCGAUGUGGACAACUGGAUACACAUUUGUGUAUAAAGUACGAAAUGGUUACGAAAUAUUUUAAUAUAGAAUAGAUAACUAUCACAAACAGUUUCGACGUUGAUGUUCACGUCCAAGUUGUGUAAAACGUGCGAAAUAGGUAUGAAAUAUUUCAAUAUAGGAAAGUGUGUUCUCCAUUUUUUUGGUGCGAAAAUAUUUUAUUCUAAUUGGUCUUAUAUUACGAGUAUUCACAUGAUCGAUGCUAUCGAUAUAAUGUGCCUUGUUUGUUGAAAGUAUAAAGAACUUGUUG